AUGUCUGCUCCUCAUAAUCUUGACUUUGCACACAUUAACCUCUACUUGGCCAUUACCAAGGGCUGCCAGUGCGCGCCCGCGCACUGGAUCAUUCUUAUGCAACAUCCAGGAAGUCCGGAAUGCACUUGGCUUCACAGUGUUAUUAACGAGGACAACCAAUAUGAGGUUAUGAUUGAGCCAGCUAAGCGCUUCGAUAGCUGGUCCUUCGCUUCCAAGGACUUUCUUGUCCGCCUUCCUAUUUGUCAAAAGUCCACUAUACUUGCCAUGGCUAAAGCUGUCCCUGCGCAGAGCUGCCAAUGCUGGGCAUCUUAUAUGCUUCUUCGCUUCCAGAACUAUGGCUAUCUUGAUCAAGGCACUUACGAGGUCUGGCGCGACCUCCAUAUGACCUCUCGUCGCCUGGAUCGGGGUCCUGGUUGCAUGGUGUGCCAGUGUUAA
Messenger RNA from Penicillium malachiteum, 435 nucleotides. RefSeq lists its product as uncharacterized. The record is from RefSeq and is a predicted model, not a curated record. Bases 1 to 435 code for a protein of 144 amino acids. The transcript has a single exon. Lineage: Eukaryota; Fungi; Ascomycota; Eurotiomycetes; Eurotiales; Aspergillaceae.